UUAAGCGACACAGAGCGUCGCUGUGCUGUGCGCAGGCGAAUCAAAGCAACCAGCAGAGAGGCAGUGAGUGAGCGAUUACCAUGGAGAUUAGCUUGCUAACGCUGGCCCUGGUGGCCGGUGUGAUCGUGCUGGCGUACCGGUACUACACCAAGAACAACUUCUACUUUGCCGACAAACCGAUACCGUUCCUGAAGCCGGAAUUUCCCUUUGGCAACCAGAACCCGCUGAUGUUCAAGAAGGUGACCAUCUUCGAGCAUUUCCGCAACCUGUACGAUGCCUUCCCUACUGCCAAAAUCUACGGUAUGUUUAACCUCCGGCAACCGGCAUACGUCGUGCGCGAUCCCGAGCUGAUCAAGCAGAUCACGGUAAAGGAUUUUGAUCACUUUGCCGAUCACGUGGCAACCGGAUUGGAGGAUAGCAGCACCGAGGUGCUGCUAGCCAACUCGCUCGUUUCGCUGCGGGGCCAAAAGUGGCGCGAUAUGCGGGCCACCCUUAGCCCGGCCUUUACCGGCAGUAAGAUGCGCGUGAUGUUUAGUCUGAUCGCCGAGUGUGCCCAGUCGAUGGUGGAGCACUUUCGCGGCGAGGAAACAAAGGCUGCCGGGGGUGCCGGCACUGGUUUGCAGCUCGAGUUGAAGGAUGUGAUGUCACGGUUCGGUAACGACGUGAUCGGUACGGCGGCAUUCGGUAUCAAGGUGGAUUCGUUCCGCAAUCCCGAGAACGAGUUCAUCACCAUGGCCCGAUCCAUCAUGAACCAGCAGUCGAUAGUGAAGGUGCUCAAGAUGUUGGGCUUUACCUUCUUCCCCAAGCUGAUGGCGCGGCUUAAGUUUGACUUCCUGACGAAGGAGGAGGAUAAGUUCUUCCGCCAGACCAUCAGUGAGACGAUGCGUAUCCGCGAGGAGAAGGGCAUCUUCCGGCCGGACAUGAUCGAGCUGCUGAUGCAGGCGAAGAAGGGUAGCCUCAAGCAUCAGCAGGAAGGUGAUGAUAAGAAAACGGAAACUACCACCACCACCACCACCACCGAGGAAGGAUUCGCUACGGUCGAGGAGUCACAGAUUGGUCGGCGUGCUCACGAUCGCGCCUGGACGGACAGUGAGCUGAUCGCGCAGGCCUUUAUCUUCUUCUUUGCCGGCUACGAGACGGUCUCGUGGAGCAUCUCGUUCGCACUGUACGAGCUGGCGAUCGCGGAGGACAUUCAGCGGAAGCUGCGUGAGGAGAUCGAUGAAACGGAGGCAAGCCUAGCGGAGGGUGAAGUGAUCGGUUACGAGAAGCUACAGUCCAUGCGGUACAUGGACAUGCUCGUAUCGGAGACACUGCGCAAGUGGCCCUUCGGGACGGUGCUGAACCGCGAGUGCCUCCAGGAUUAUACGUGCGAUAACGGAUCCGGUGACAAGUUUACGAUCGAAAAGGGAAGCAUGCUGCUGAUACCGCUCAUAGGUAUUCACUUCGACGAGAAGUACUACACCGAGCCGGAACGGUUCGAUCCGGAGCGUUUCAACGAGCAAAACCGUAAGAACAUUCAGUCCGGCACGUACCUUCCGUUUGGUAUUGGUCCACGGAACUGUAUUGGUUCCCGGUUCGCCCUGAUGGAGGUCAAGGUGGUGCUGUACUAUCUGCUGAAGCACUUCCGCAUAGCUCCCUGCGCCAAGACGCAGAUUCCGCUCAAAUUUAAGAAGUCAGCCACGCAGCUAGCCACCGAGCAGGGCAUCUGGUUGGAGUUUAGCUCCAGAGCUGCCACGUAGUUACUUACAUUACCGUAUGACCCCGCAUCGUUCCCUCCCAAAUAUGGCUAAAUAUAAAGUAUUUAACACCAACUCCUCU
Anopheles darlingi is the source of this 1818-nucleotide messenger RNA. RefSeq names its product cytochrome P450 9e2-like. Gene Ontology annotation, molecular function: iron ion binding; oxidoreductase activity, acting on paired donors, with incorporation or reduction of molecular oxygen; monooxygenase activity. The record is from RefSeq and is a predicted model, not a curated record. The transcript is spliced from 3 exons. NCBI's taxonomy places the organism in Eukaryota, Metazoa, Arthropoda, Insecta, Diptera, Culicidae. Bases 81 to 1739 code for a protein of 552 amino acids.